Molecule: messenger RNA, 201 nt
Organism: Gongylonema pulchrum
Lineage: Eukaryota; Metazoa; Nematoda; Chromadorea; Rhabditida; Gongylonematidae
Source: the annotation of a GenBank genome assembly
AUGAAGUACGUAGCAGCGUAUGUGCUCUGUCAAAUGGGUGGUAGUCAGUCGCCGACAGCCAAGGACAUCGAAAGGGUAAUUAAAGCUGGUCUGGCGAAGAUAUCGUCGGUGCCUUCCGGAGGUGCAGCACCGUCAGCCGCAGCUGCUGCAACUCCUGCUGCUGAAGCUCCUGCACAAGAAACCAAAAAAGGUACUUUUUAA